GAGAUCACCAAUGGCGCGACGGUAGAAGAUGUUGAAGCAAAAGGUGACGCUGAGGGGUGGGAGACGGACGAGAGUGAGGGUGCAGAAAACGACGCGGAGGUUGGCGCAAUGUCAGAUGAGUCUGAGUCCGACUCCGAGAUUGAAAAUGAUCCUGCAGACAACGAUGAGGACGAAGCAGAAGAGCAGGACGAGGAUGAAGAAGACAUUGCACUUUCUGAUCUCGAGUCGCUUGCUUCAGAAGACAAGGAAGACGUGGUUCCACAUCAGCGUCUUACAAUUAACAACACGGCCGCACUCGCACGAUCGCUAAAGUCAUUCGCACUCCCCGCUAGCCUACCCUUCUCGGCUGUCCAAGCAAUCACCUCUGAAGAUCCUGUCGAUAUUCCAGACGUCGAAGAUGACCUGAACCGCGAAUUAGCAUUUUACAGACAAUCGCUCAACGCAGUCACGGAAGCGCGCGUGAAGCUGAAGGCGGAAGGCGUUUCGUUCAGCAGGCCGACAGAUUACUUUGCCGAAAUGGUGAAGAGUGAAGAGCAGAUGGGCAAAGUUCGGGCGAAGUUGCUCGAUGAGACGGCAAGGAAGAGGGCCAGCUCCGACGCAAGAAGGCAGAGAGAUCUCAAGAAAUUUGGUAAACAGGUUCAGGUAGCCAAAUUGCAGGAGCGACAGAAGGAGAAGACGGCGACACUGGAUCGUAUUCAAACGUUGAAGAGGAAACGUCAAGGCGCAGACCUCGCAACCAAUGAAACAGAUCCAUUUGACGUCGCGCUCGAAGACGCUGCCACCACCGCAGCAAAGGACAAGGCUGAUCGAAGAGCCAAGGGGGAUGGUGCGAGAAAGAGGCAAAAGAAGGACGAGAAGUUUGGAUUUGGAGGCAAAAAGAGAUUCGGGAAGAGCAAUGAUGCCAAGUCAGCUGCAGAUGACAGUGGGUACUCUGUGCGCAAGAUGAAGAGCGGUGGAAAGGGCAAGCCACGGCCUGGGAAAAGUAAGCGCUCAAGGGCUUAGUAGUAGUGCAGAGUUUUGCACUGUUGAUCAGUAAGUGCUGCUGCUGCUGCUGCUUGUACGGGAUUAGCGUGGCGUUCUUUCACAUGUGUCAAAAUGAUUUACCUACCUAGGUAUGCUUGUGUAAUCGGUAGCCAUGAUGUUUGGCAUUUUGAC
Sphaerulina musiva SO2202 is the source of this 1155-nucleotide messenger RNA. RefSeq names its product eukaryotic rRNA processing. Gene Ontology annotation, cellular component: nuclear periphery; nucleolus; preribosome, large subunit precursor. Lineage: Eukaryota; Fungi; Ascomycota; Dothideomycetes; Mycosphaerellales; Mycosphaerellaceae. The transcript has 2 exons. Gene Ontology annotation, biological process: ribosomal large subunit biogenesis; rRNA processing. Bases 109 to 1002 code for a protein of 297 amino acids. The record is from RefSeq and is a predicted model, not a curated record.